CAGAUCAGCGGUGGCUGGCAGGGGGCUGCUGGCCCUAUAUGGCAGCCCAGAGGGGAACUAAAAAUAGUUUGCAGACUUCCAGCGUAGUAAAAGCAUUUGUGGGCUUGGAGUGGAGUCUGCUUCUGAAGCAUCUUUCACAGCUGAGGCUCUGACGUACUGGAGGACACUGCAUCUGCCUCAGUGACAAGGAGAGGGGUGAGCUGGACCCUCUGGAGAGCUGAGAAAGAAAUUGCAUUUGGUGGUCACCUGAGGAACUUACCUUCAUGCCAGCGCUGCUCUGAAAUGAGUUGAGUCCAACAUUCAUGUCUGGUAAGAUGCCUCAGGAGCAAUACGCGCACAGGAGCACCAUGCAGACCUCGGAAGGGCCCCAAGUAUACAAAGUCGGGAUUUAUGGCUGGAGGAAGAGAUGCCUCUAUUUCUUUGUGCUGCUCCUAAUGAUCUUAAUCCUGGUGAACCUUGCUAUGACCAUCUGGAUUCUGAAGGUCAUGAACUUCACAAUUGAUGGAAUGGGGAACCUGAGAAUCACAGAUAAGGGUCUGAAGCUGGAAGGAGAUUCAGAAUUCUUGAAACCUCUCUACGCCAAAGAAAUCCGGUCAAGACCAGGCAACCCACUAUACUUCCAGUCUGCCAGAAAUGUUACAGUGAACAUCCUCAAUGAGAAGACAAAAGUCCUCACUCGCCUAGUAACAGGUCCCCAAGCAGUGGAAGCACACAGCCAAAAAUUUGAGGUGAAAACCCUCUCUGGAAAAUUGCUGUUUUCUGCAGAUGACAACGAAGUGGUAGUUGGAGCAGAGAGAUUGAGAGUUUUAGGAGCAGAAGGCACAGUGUUCCCUAAAUCUAUAGAAACUCCCAAUGUCAGGGCAGACCCCUUCAAGGAACUAAGACUGGAGUCACCCACACGUGCACUGGUGAUGGAGGCUCCAAAGGGCAUCGAGAUCAACGCUGAGGCCGGCAGCUUGAAAGCCACGUGCAGGACAGAGCUCAGGCUGGAAUCCAAAGAUGGAGAGAUAACACUGAAUUCUGCAAAAAUCAAACUACCUAACUUGCCUCAAGGAUCUUCCUCUUCUGCAGGGUCCAGGCAAAAAAUCUACGAGCUCUGUGUGUGCCCCAAUGGGAGGUUAUUUCUGUCUCAGGCAGGCACUAGUUCCACCUGCCAGAUAAAUACAAGCGUCUGCCUUUGAGAGACAAUUUGCAGUGGGGCAUCGCAGGCAGCACAAAAGCCAAUUCUGGUCUCCUAGGUUGCAGCUGCCAACUAUUUUUACUAGAACACAGAAAGCCUAUCAAAGACUUUUUUUGUGUGCGCGCGUGUGUGUGAAUAUAUAUAUAAAAAUAUAUAUAUAUAUAUAAAAUUAUAUAUAUCCUCUGUGUAAAAUGAUGUUUCAGUACAAGGAAUCCCAGGGUGACCCUGUUACAUUUGUGUAGCAUUUCUCUUUCCCACACCAAAAUUUACUGGUACAAUCUACUGAAUUGGGCUUGAUGCUCCCCUGGACCCUUCUGUAAUAGUACAGUCUAAUGAUCACCCCUUGUUUUUGACCAUGUUCUAAGAGUAGUGGGAUUGCUGAGCCCGGAACCAAUGUAGACCCACCAACAUACUAAAAGAAGAGUAGCAUCUCUGAUUAUUUUUGCACCACUAUAUCAGUGGCAUGAGAAAAACAGAACAGCCAGAUGUGCUCUACUGCUUGCCUAGAGUGAUCCAAGACACUUGGGGUUAAACUGCGCCCUUUAAUUUUCACCUUCUCAGCUCCAUGGCUCCAUGCUGGGAGAGAUGGGUUGCACUUUGCCAAUAGAGAAGUCCUAAUCUUGCUGAAUUACUUUCUGAAGGACUCAGAUUCUUUCCUGUACCUGUAAUGAAUGCCUUGUGCUAUUCAAAUGUCACACUCAGCUCUAACCCCAACCUGAAGUCAUCUCUGGGCUAACAAAAAUUAGCACUGUAUUUGUUCUUGAUAGGAAAAAAAGUUAUGAAAAUUGGACUAGAAGAGAAAAAUCUUGAACCAGUUUAGUUAACAGGUGUCCUGGAUUACCCUACGCAACCUCUAUUACCACCUUUAAUUUUGAAGUGAUCUAACAUACCUGAGAAGGUGUAAGAUUUGGAACUUACCCACCAACACCUAUAGAAACAAAGAAAAUCACCUGUUGAAUUUCUGUGUUUCUAUGGGUUUAUCUGGAUUUGAUGUAUAAUAUCUAUGCUAUGUUAGAAUUUUUGUCCUCUUUCUAUUCGGGACACGCAGUCCAAGAUCACAUACAUUUUGUGGAGGUUGCAAAAGUCAGAGAUGCUGACAAUGAAAUAGAUGUUUUUUUAAGACUCUAGGAAGAUUCUUACAAAUUCAGAUUACUGUGAAGUGAAGGCUUUGGAUGCUGGUUCCUCUAGAAUUCCAGCCCCAGAAUCUCUGUGGUCAGAUCUCUUCAAGGGUGUGUUUUUCUUACUGAAGUCAAGGAGUUACUUGAAGGCAGGAUAAACCAUAAAUCUGAUCUGGUGACGUUACCAGUGAUUAACUUUUGAGGAAAAAAAAAAAAUUGAAAUGAGCCCAGAUCUUUUAAUUUUGACCCAUAA
Tympanuchus pallidicinctus (lesser prairie-chicken) is the source of this 2551-nucleotide messenger RNA. RefSeq names its product sarcoglycan delta (gene SGCD). The coding region runs from base 303 to 1181 and encodes 292 amino acids. The transcript has 9 exons. The record is from RefSeq and is a predicted model, not a curated record. NCBI's taxonomy places the organism in Eukaryota, Metazoa, Chordata, Aves, Galliformes, Phasianidae. Gene Ontology annotation, biological process: cardiac muscle tissue development; heart contraction. Gene Ontology annotation, cellular component: sarcoglycan complex; sarcolemma.